Molecule: messenger RNA, 1838 nt
Organism: Camellia sinensis
Lineage: Eukaryota; Viridiplantae; Streptophyta; Magnoliopsida; Ericales; Theaceae
Product: Late embryogenesis abundant (LEA) hydroxyproline-rich glycoprotein family
Biological process (GO): defense response to other organism
Cellular component (GO): plasma membrane
Source: RefSeq, a predicted model, not a curated record
UCCCCCCUCUGUCUCUCUCUCUCUCUCCCUCUCUCUCUGCAAUUUGCUUUCAAAUUCAAUGGGCGCUCUUUCUUCCCCAUCAUCAAUAUCUCACCUCUCAUUCACCCCCAAAACAUAAUCUCUUUCAUUUCACCCAAACCCUUUUCAUCUUCUUCAUUUCACCAUUCAAAUCCUCCCUCCCCACAAUUCAACAACCAAAAAACAAAAACAAAAUCUCCAAUCCCAAACCCAUUUCAAUCCGAUUCAAGUUUCCACAAUGUCCUAAUAAAACAAUUCAAUUCAAUUCAAUCCCAUUUUUUGGUGAAACAUCCUUUGAAUUUCAUUUCAAUUUCACUGCAAUUCAGCAAAGGCAACAAUCAAGUUUUCGACAAUGUCGGAACAAACGAAGCCGGUUCUGCAAAAACCGCCGGGGUACAGAGACCCAAACGCCCCGGUCUACCCCCGCCCCAGACCGCCCACCAAAAAACCGGUCCUCCCACUCUCUCUCCACCAGAGGAAGAAGCGCCGCCGCCGUUGCCGCUUCUGCUGCUGCUACGCCACCGUCAUCCUCCUUCUCCUCCUCCUCCUCGCCGCCGUCUGCGGCUGCUUCUUCUACCUCUAUUACCAGCCUCAUUUCCCUGUUUUCUACCUCCAAUCCCUCAAAUUCUCCCGGUUCAAACUCACCUCCGGUCCAGACGGCCCUUCCCUCAGCUCCCAAGCGGUGGUUCGGAUAGAGGUGAGAAAUCCUAACUCUGUUUUGAGGUUGAAUUAUGGGAAAUCGGUGGUGGAAUUGAGCGGAGAAGGGGUGGAUUUGGGGACGGCGAAGAGGCCGGAGUUCAGGCAAGGGAGGAAGAACACGACGGUGUUGAAGUUCACGGUGGCGGUGAGGAAUGUGGUGGUAGAGAGUGGCACUGCGGCGAAGAAGCUGAAGGGAGGGGUGAGGAAUAAGAGGGUGGUGGUGAGGACGGAGGUGAGGACAGGGAUUGGGGUGGCGGCCGACUGGUGGAGCUCCGUGAAGGUGGGGGUUAGGGUUUUGUGUGAUGGAGUGAGCUUGAAGAAGGUUGAAGCUGGUGCUGUCCCCAAAUGCAGCGUCUAUAUGUUCAAAUGGUUCAAACUGUAAAUCCCAUACAAAAUGUAUGUUUGUUCAGUUUUUGGAUGAUGCAGUUGAUGGAGAAAGGUUGGUGUUCUCUCUUAACAUUUAAGACUACACUACUGCAUUGUAUAUAACUUCAUAUUUAUCAUUGUUACAUUGCAUGAUCCUUUACUUCAUACGCAUAAAAAAGAAAGUAGGCGAAGAAAAGAGAAGUGGAGAGGGUAUCAUUCAUAGCAACCUAGCUUUUGUUCGCGGAAAUGUUGGCUCAUGGUGCUUUAUGGGGCAAUAUAUAUUUAUAUUCUUUGUAUAUUGUGAUGAAUUGACAAACUAUUUAUUUCUGUUUUUUGACGGAAUCGUGUUCAUUAAUCAAAUUGAUGUCUUUUUUAGGUUAAUUAUUUUCUUUUCUUGUUGAGAAAAAGAGGGGGAAAGAAUUGAAGUUGUAACGUCUUGUGGUGUGAAACAAUGAAAGGACAACCUUUGUGGUUGCCUUUGAAGGAAGGAUACUUGCUUUUUGUAUCCAGAAAUAUAUUAAGAUGUGCCAUCUAAAUUGAUGCAUUUAGAUUGAGUUUGUUGAAUCACCAUUUUCACUUGUUUUAUAUUUUUUUGGGUGAUCAAUCACCAUUCUUGGCCUUUUUUAUUUAUUCAUCCAUAAUGCUAUUACUACUUUUGUUCAAUGAUUUUCUUUAAUUUUUCUUAGCUUUUGUAUCCUUUACUAUGUUAUUUUGAUACGCUUACAAAGUGUAAAUUCUAGCUUGGUUUAUUUUUA